Molecule: messenger RNA, 2524 nt
Organism: Gallus gallus (chicken)
Lineage: Eukaryota; Metazoa; Chordata; Aves; Galliformes; Phasianidae
Gene: TSPAN32
Product: tetraspanin 32
Exons: 8
Coding region: 43-753 (236 amino acids)
Cellular component (GO): membrane
Source: RefSeq, a predicted model, not a curated record
GGGCAGCCCCACGGGGACAGAGCCGUGGGGCUGAGGCACGGGAUGAGGAGCACCAAGUGCCAGCUGAUGGUUGCCAGCCUCUGUGUCGCGCUCCUGGGGCUGUCCAUUGCUACGCUGAGCACGGUCACCUGCUAUGGGCUUCACUUCUCCAUCAUCAGCAACGCCGCCCUCGAGAGCAGCUCCUACCGGGCCAUCCACCACACAGCUUUCUACGCCGGCGUCUUCCUCAGCAUGACCCUGAUCCUCGCGGCCCUGCUGAGCGCGGCCGCCACGGUGCGGGAGUCUCGGUGCCUCACGGCCACGGCAUUUUUCUGCUUUGCUCUGGCCUUCUGUGGGAUGAUACUAGCUCUCUGCUGGAGAUACGUGCACAGCACAGAGGUGGAGGACAGUAUGCUGGACGUGUAUGACCUUGUGUAUGAGGAGGUGAGGAGGAAUGGCUCCAGCUCCAAGAGGCACGAGCUGACUCUCAUCCAUGAAGUAUUUCAGUGCUGUGGGAAGCACUCCCCACUUGGAGACACAGCUGCUGUUCAGCACACGAUGUGCCAUCCUGGCACAGCAUGGGCUGCUGGACAGGACUGCCUACAAGAGAUACAUGGCUUCCUGAAGAAGCACAUGGGCUUUGUCUCCACGCUCCUGGGCAUCACCAUCGGCUUCACGGUUUAUGGGAUGGUUCUGACUUCUUUCCUCUGGUUCUCCAUCCACUUCAGCAACAACCUGGAGAGGAAAGGCAAAUACACCUUGCGAGGAAGGUAGAAGCCUGUCUCCCAGGCUUCCCAACCAGGCAGAUAAAACUGUCAGUGCAGGUCAGUGCCUGGAGUCCUCUACCAAACCUCUGGGUAGGUGUUGCAUUGCUCACCUGUGUGCAUUUCCAAGCUGCAUCAUCCGGGUGAAACUCUGCAGAACAGCAGUCCUGCAUCUUCACCAAAAAUGGAUGAGGACUGAGAUGCACCUGGGCUUGGAGAUGCAGGUUGCCUCCUCAAGAGAAGGAUGGGGUGUAGCACAAGGAGAACACACACAACCCCCUAGGACACGACCUAAAGGAAGUCUAUCCAAACUCACAGCAUUAAAACAAACUUCUGUGCUGUCAUAUGAGAAGUUUCCUGUGACCCCAGAAGAUGUGACUUCUCUAGGGCAAGAGCUUUGGACUGCAGCAUGGGACUGAUCUGCCAUUGGCAAAUACGUGUACGCUGGGUGUGGUACUGAAAAACAGGGAGCUGUGCUCUCCUACCUGGGACAAUGCUCAUCGUUGCCUUUGGAGAGGUUUCAGACCACCCCAGAAGUACAUCAGCACCCAACCAUCACUACAGUUUUUUCCCCUCUAUCAAAAUGUUGCUGGACUUCUUGGUAUAAGUUAAGAAUAAUCAGAAAGCAGUGUAUGAGUUUUGAAACAGCCCAGCAGAAUAAAGGACACAGGCCUCUGCAUCUCCCCUCUUGGAGUUUUUGGGACUCUUAGGAUUAGGUCAGCCUUCUAGAUGCUGCGCUAAUUUCAUGUGGGCUCCUUCAACGUACUGCCUCCAUUCUGUCUCUUUCUGGCUUCGCUAACCUACCACACUGCUGUGAAAUACAAAAGGACUUUGAUAUUGAACAUAUGCAGGGCUUGUGUUUAAAUUAAGGAGAAACAGACUGAUCUCCAGCCGUGUAAAACACAACAAUGUCCACUUCCUCUUCUCUCCUCCUUACCAACAAUAAGGAGGAAUUUGAAAAGCCUCAGCCAGCUGAACACCUCAGGCGAGCUGAAAUGAUGGCAUCCUGGUGUGCUUUGCCCUCGUUGCAAGGAGGCAGAGCCACUUCUGAGCUGAAAACCAUCACAGCAAUAGAUUUAGUUUCUGCUGGAAAGUCUGCUGAGCUGCAGCGACGGCAAAUGUCCGUUGAAGCAGCUUUCACCUCCCUCCUUCGUUGUGACAUUUACCUGUGAAAACAGUAAGUGGCAGUUGAGAUUGUCUCAGCUUCCGGAGAUGAUAUCAUCUCAUCUCAUCAAGAUAAAAGAGGAAAACCCCAUGCUGAUGUUCAGGACAGUUCCGGGCCCUCUGUGUGGACUGCUGCAUGUGUGAAAACAGUAUUUUAGCCUGCAGUCUCUCCCCAGACCUGGUUAGCAUUUGAACACGGUUGCAGAUGUUUUGUAUUGGAAAGAAUGGCAUCGAGAGAGGAAGAGCCAGGGCUCCUUGUCCCUCUCCCCUGGUACAAGCAGAGCUUUAAUGGAGGCUUUGGAGGCAAGAUCAAGUCCAAAGCACUGUGGAACAUCAUCCAGCUCUCUCCUGGCAGUCACCAGCCCCAUUCGAGCAGGAGUUUAGUGGUAAUGUGCUUACCAUGCAGCUGCACCUGCAAACAUAUCCACUUACUGGUGGUGGGAAGAGAUUCAGAGAUAUGUGUAUAGGGGUUCUUAAGUACAUCACCCUCCACAGAGACAGUCUCUACUGUGAGCUCUGGCUGUUAUUGUCAAGACUACUGCUGUUGUCAUUCCUCAGACCAGCUGGCAGCAGACACGACACCUGGUGUCCUCAAUAAAAACCGAUCUCUUGCUGAA